CUACUUCCAACUUUUACCCCUCUACUCCUUUCCUAUCCUGAAAAAUACACCCUCCCAUCAUACCUGCCUCCCCCGCUUGCUGUUGUACCAGCCUUUUGUUUCAUCCCCAGCUGAGAUUUGAGAGGUGAAUAUUCACUUUCCCACAUACCCUUGCACACGUGAGCCAGACUUUUUCACCGAAAGUGCUCAGGCCAAAGUGUCAGGUGACUCUCAGCUGCCAGAUCCAGCGGUCACUUUUGCCCCUUAACGUGCGUGACUUGCUUUUGACACCUGCAAUGCUGCUUACCACUCUCUUCCUGAAGGGGUUGCCUCUUUUGGCUUCUAGGCCAACAUUCUCUUCAUAGUUCUUGUCCUCUGACCCACCCUUCUUCCUCUCCUCUGCUGAAUGCUUUUCUUCUCCCAGUUCCCUAAAUGCUAGUGAUCCCCUGGAUUCUGCCAUUGGCCUUUUUUCUCUGUGUAUGCUCUCCUUGGAUUAUCUCAUCCUGCAUAUGUGGAUUAGUCACAAAUCUGUAAAUCCCAGAUCUUUCUCUUAGGAUUCAGGACAACCAACUACUAGAUACCUUGACUUAAAUUUAUUAUGCCACUACCAGCUAUUCCAACUGAAAAAUUGAAUUGAGUGGAAAUCAUGUUGACUAUAGAGUAGUUUUCUCCUUCAUCUCCCUGCCUCCAGUCUUUCCUCCCUUCAAUCUUGCUUCUACAUUCCUGGUAGAAUUCUUUUUAAAACGGAAUGGUGACCUCAUUGCCUCACUUGUUAAAACCCUUCAGGGGUUCCUUACUGUCCCUUUGUAAUUAGGAUCUUACAAUAUUGAACUUUCCCUGAGUUGUACCCUGGAAAAUCUCCCCAUCCUUCAAUUUUCCAACCCUCACCCCCCACCCCCACCCUUUGGUGUUCUGGGAAACCACAAAGGACUAUCUUGUUCUCCAAUAUUCUGAGAUUAGACCCAUCUCUGUCCUUCCUGACUCCCAGAUGACUUCCUUGUUUACCUGCCUCUAUAGAACUCCAGACCCUUUCCUUUUCUUUGAGACAGCCCUCAUUAGUGUUUUAUUCCAGUAGCUUGAAGAAAAUCACCUCCUUAAUUGUCUGGUGCAUUUUGGCUCUCACAAGUCUUACCCUGUUAAUUUGUUACAGUUAUCAUUCUAUCAUGUUAUGUUUGUUUAUAAUAUAAUCUCUACAUUGUAUUAUUUAUAAUAAAUUACAAUAUAUUGUUCAUAAAUUGUUAGUAUAAAAUACUAUUUUAUGUUUAUACUUCCACUUUAAGUCCUUAGUGUUUAUAAAAUACUUGUAUUUAUAAACAAGGAUGAAUUAUAAAAUAAGUCUGUCCAAAUCUAUUUCUAGAUGCUUUUAAGAGGUGUUUUUUAGUAGUUGGAGGUUUUAUUAAUUAUGUUACCAACUAAACUGCUGAGACACCCAAAUAGAAUGACUUAAAUAAGAUAGAUGUUUAUUUCCUCCUUACAGAACAGUCCAGAUAUGAGCAGCCAGCAACUGGCAGGAUAGCACUCCUGUGCUACACACGUGAUUUCUAAGGUUGUCCUGCUGUCCCCAUUUCUAGCCCGCAGGAAAAAAGGAAAAGGAAGGCCAAGUCAAGUAGCCUUGUCUUGUAGCCUUGUCUUUAUGAAGGUUACCAGGAAAUUAGUUGAACUGCUUCUUACAUCCUGUUGGUCCCUCCUCAUUAGGUGGCCACAUCUGGCUGCAAAUGAGGCUGGGAAAUGUUAUCUCUAGAUGGGCACCUUUGCACCUAGCUAAACUGGGUGGUGAUGGUGGCAGGUGUAUGUUACUAAAUAAUGAUUUUGGGGGCACACUUAGUAGUUAUCAUAGAAAUGGAAGACUAUUUUGAUUAAAAAGUCAACUUGGGAGGAAAUGAGUGAUUAAAAAACAUCUGGGCCUACCCUAUAAGCUUCAGUACUUGCCAUAUGUAAGUAACAGGACUCAAUACUUCUUUCUUUUUUCCUUCUAGAAAAGUAUGCCAUGCAGAGUUAAGAGUAUGUAAAUUUAAAAGACAGUUUGUAGCUCUUACUCUCAACCAGUGCAUUUGUGGUGAAAAUGGGUGGCAUAGGAUACAUGUGCAUAUUACAAACAAAUGCUUGCAACAUGGAAUUCUCUCUACACUUUUUUGUCUCAUUACUUAUAUUUUCAGAUUCAGUACAACUUGUGGUAUCAGUUUAUCACCAUCUUCGAAAUAUUUUCUGAAAGAUGAUAUAUUUUCUAAGUGGAAGAAUUAUUCCUUUCCUGCUCUCUUGUAUUCCUCACUCUCAAAUGUCUUAGAUAAUUUGGGUCAAUUUCCUGGCUGAUGUCCCCUGGCCUACUAGUAAUGGAAUGAAUACAUGCUUGCCGACAUGCAGAUCCUCUCAGGCCAUGGUACAGGGCAGCCUCUAACCAUGAGCAGCUUCAGCUGUUUCCUGCUUUAUGCAGUACGGAUACUGUCAUGUUGUACAUAUAUUCUGAUACGGAAAAGUGUGGGAAAUGCUGUUUUAAUGGUUUAUGCCAAUUUCAUCUCUUUGUACUCCAAAUUUUUUACUAGAAAAUAAUUGUAAUAUGUAACAUCCUACCAUGGUAAAAGGUCAGUCCCCUUGGUAAAGAAGUAAAAAUUAUCUUGCUAUGUUAUCCACUUUGGAUGGACUGCAACUGUAAAAUAUCUAAGAUAUGAUGUUGUGUCCGGAAUUGGUGGGUUCUUGGUCUUACUGACUUCAAGAAUGAAGGGCUGGCCAACUGCUCCGAGUGCGGGGCCCACCAAGCCCACGCCCACCCGGAACUCCAGCUGGCCCGCAAGCACAGCACGCAGCCUUGGUUCCCGCUCACGCCUCUGCCUCCACACCUCCCUGCAAGCUGAGGGAGUGGGCUCCAGCCUUGGCCAGCCCAGAAAGGGGCUCCCACAGUGCAUUGGUGGGCUGAAGUGCUCCUCAAGUGCCACCAAAGUGGGAGCCCAGGCAGAGGAGGUGCCGAGAGCAAGCAAGGGCUUUGAGGACUGCCAGCACACAAUGUGACUACAGAUUAUUUGCCUAAAAAUAUCUAUACUUACGUUUAUAUGUCAGCCAUACAUAAUGGCAUCAGACCUUUCUAGCCCAUGUGGCCUAUAAUUAGGGUGACAGUAACACUUGGUUUUCCUGGAAACGUCCCUGGUUUUUGUUUACUAUUACUGCUUGUUGCUGGUCUCAGUUAUCACAGUUUUUUUUUUUUUUUGCAUUUAUACACUUUAUUGUCUUUUUAAAAAUUUUUUACAUAUAGUGAAGAUGGGGUCUUACUAUGUUCCCAGGCUAGUCUCGAACUCCUGGGCUCAAGCAAUCCUCCCAAAGUGCUAGGAUUACAGGCGUGAGUCACUGCACGGGGCCGUGUCAUUUUAGAUAUUAGCACUGCUUACCCUAAAUAAUUCUGGGCAGAAUGGUGGUAGUGGUCCAUGCUCCGUCUUUUCCAAACUACUUAAGAUAAGUAUGGGUGGAUCUUUAAGCUCUUGGAGGGCAAGGACUCUAUCUAUCUUGCUCUACUGUGUGUGUGUGUGUGUGUGUGUGUGUGUGGUGUGUGUGUAUGUGUGUGGUGUGUUCAGCACCUAGCACAUUACCUAAGCUAAACAUUUGAAAAUGUAAAUGAUUAUGAGCUUGAUGGCUUCAUGACAACACAGAUUUGGUAAAGUCUAUGAUGGGCAAGAUACUUUGUUGCCAACUACAAAUCCUAAAUACCUAACAGAGUGUAGCGUUUAGGAAUGAAUAGAUUAAUGAUUGGUCACCUCAGUCUUAUAUAUUUCUUAGCAUUUGCAGUCUCUAUCUAAAGAUAUUGUGGUCCAUCAACACAUUAGACAAUCCUACAAUUACAGUUGUAACAUGUUGUAUAUAAAGUCACACAAACAAGCAACUGUUUCUUGGGUAUAAUGAUCCGUGUUUACUGUUUUUUGAUUUUAUGAGGAAAAAAGAUGGCAUUUAAUUACUCCAAUAAUGAUCACAUCGUAGAUAGAUAAAUUCUAUCACUUGUAAGAUUUAGACCUUAAUUUGUAACCAAUGUAUGAUAUUUUAGGCUGGAAUUCCCAGUGGAUGUGCCAGGAAUGGCUACUGGAUGGCUGAAAUAUUCACUCCUUUGGGCAGGGCUGGAGACCCUUUGCCUGACUGUAUUCGCCCUCUUCAGUUUACCCCAGGGCAUAUAUAAAUGUCCUUUCCUCUGUGGGCCAUAAAGUGAAACAGAUUGGGAAACACUGUUAAUGACCUCUACAACCAAAAUAGCAGGUGCUUAAAUAAAUGCAGUGGCACCCUUGACAUUUGAGUAUGCAAAAUAAUUUUUCAAAAAUGUUAUCUUGGGCCAUUUUUUGAGAGUUAAAUAGAUGUGCUUUAUCAGAAAGUAAAUAUCCAAGAUUAUCAAAGUCAAAGACCAUAAUCUUCAAAGAAGCAAUUCAUCUAAAAUAAGUAACAACAUACUGAAUUAGAAAGCAUGUUCUCACAUGAAGUUCACAAAAAAGUCUCACAAAAAAAGAGAGAAAGAUAGUAUGUUUGUUUAUAUUUUGGACCUUCCCACCACAGGAAGGUUUAAGCGUGUUUAUGAACUGCAGGCUGCUCAAUUGCGAUUCAGUCCUACAUCUCUACUAAUGCUUUAUUGCAGGGGGAAAUGUUAGAAAUUAUAGCAUCAUGACAGUGGCUAUCUACUAAAAUUCUGCCAGUUAAGAUAAUUUGGGGAAAGGGAAGAAACCAUUAAUUCCAAGCACACCUUAGUUUGUGAAGGGCUUCCAGUUAAAUGUCCUAUCAGAUCUGCUUUUCUAAAGAUCAUUUGUUAUUUUCAUAAGAGCUGCACAAAUAGAUGCUAAGUACUUAGAAACAGAAUUAAAUAAAUCAAAUGUGAAUAAAACAUUUGUUUGUUUUAUCAAAUCCUUUGAAAUAGAACAAAAGUUAUAUUUAGCCAAAUUUACCAAUUUAUCACUAAAUCGAAAAUAAGGACUUGUUUGUAUUACUUCGAAAGGCCAACCCUUUAGGGGAAUUUUUAUUUAGCUCUAAAAUGUUUUUUAAUGUCAAUAAUGAAUUCCACUGCAAUAGCGAUUAUAUUGCCAAAGGUCAUUAAUGAUUUUUAAGUCUUCAUUACGCUUUAAUGAGAUUGAGAUUAAGAUCUCUGUAAUAUUUGACUGAUGUAUAGUUUAACUCUGUGUCUCCUCAUCUUUUGAUUUUCUUGCUUUUCUGUUCUCUCUUUUCUUCGUUGAUUUUUUUUUUCUUCUCAAAGCCUUCAUGAUCUUUAUUUUUCCCCUGUCACCACUACAUUUCAAAUCCUGGGUUUUCCUCAGGGGCCGCCACCUUCCCCAAAUUUUUCUGGACAUUUAAAUCCAAUUUUGUGGAAUUUUCAGGGUAGGAACAUUCAAUGAGCGGGCCUACCAUGUGUUCAACAUUAGACUGGGUGGUGUAUGUACCUUGUCACAGUGGGGUUUUAUUUCCAUUUCAUUGAUAAGGAAAAUGAAGGCCCAAGUUUACACAGUGAUGUGAAACAUUAUCUGUGUUCCUAUUGUACAGGUAAAAGGUGGAAAUAGGGGUGAAAACUCAAGCAAGCUAACUACUUAAGCCACAUUCUUAUCCAGUAUACUACCAACUUAAGAACUGAAUUUCUAGUUUAAAUUAGCUCUAUAAUAGAGACUCUAGGCUAUUUGUGUUUAAAUUAUUCCAUCUGUUAGAUAUCUUUAUACAGGUGCAAACUAUUUGCCCUAAUUAGCCCAUUAAUCUAUCCAUUUUAUUCAAUACCUUUUCUACCACUCACAACCUAGUUUUAACUACCUACAUAUAUCCUUUGCCUGGAGUCAUGCAAUAGCUGCUUUCCUGAUCUUAUAUCUUCCCUCACUAAUCUGUAUGCUAAGCCCAGAGUAAUCUUUAAAAGGGACAAAUUUAAUUUUCAUCAACCUCCAAUCUGCAGCUGAAAACACACCAGUGACUUAAAACUGCCCUUAGUUUGAUGACAUCAAACUAUGCUUCUAAGCAUCAUCUCACACUGCAUGUUCCUGUGACUCUUCAAGCUUUGGGCACUAGCCUUCUUUCAGUUCUCUGGUCAUUCUUUGUUCCCCUCUCUCCACAGGGCCUUUGCACAUUCUGGGCCACCAUACUCCUAUACUCUUUCUUCACACCUCCCUUCCAUCACGAUUUCCUCAGAAAAUUCCUCCCUGAUCUUGCCAGCUGGAGGAAACACCCCAUUAUGCACUUUCAUAGUACCAUGCAAGCAGGGGAAGGUCCAAGCUUCCUGGGAUCUGAAAUUUUUGUAAUUUGAGGGGCUGUCUUUAAGAAAAAUAAAAUUAGAGAUACAAAUAUGAGUAUAGGGCCUUGGAAGCGGUCAGUGCGAGGAUAGGGUCCUGACCCUUAACCUUUCACUGCAUGGCAAAUCUACCUCAGCCUGUACCUCUUGUUGGUAGCUCUUCACAUUGACAAUUCAAUUUAUAUACACAACUCGGUGAAUAUUUCUUUCCCCUACACUAUGCACUGUGUGAGAGAGGAAAUAUGUCUGAAUUUACUCCCCAAGCUUUCUCCAGGAAUUUGCAUAGUGUUAACACUUGAGUAUACAGUAUAUAUUUCUUGGGUAAAGGAAUAAAUGAGCAAAUGAAUAAUUAGAAGAAGACUUAGAGUUAAUGCUUAUAAUGCCCGUAUAAAAUUGUCCGAAUUUUUUGGAACCCAAAGCCAAGUGGAGAACAUCUGGGUUCCAUGGCUCAUACCAUUUCAUCAUGAAAGACAAACUUCUCAGUACCAGGUGGUAAAGAUGAAUGUUGAUAGGUUUAUUUAUAUAAAGCACCUUAUUCCACACAAUGAAUAAUAACCAGCAGCUGUUACUCAGUGCUUACCAUGUGCUGGGCACUUGCUCAACACUUGCACAUGGUAUUCUGCCUUAACACAUAUGGCAUUCACCACUAACUGCAGAGUUACUCUCAGUCAGAAUUUCUGCCUCCAUGGUCCAUGCAAUGCAGAAGGGCAGAAAACCCCAUGCAGGACAAGGAAAAGGAGGCCUGAGGUGCUGGCACCUUCACUGUCUCAAGGGUCCUCCCUCUCUGGAGCUCCUUCCUCUCUGCCAUUUUAUAUCACCUUUUAUGUGCUAAAAUGGUGUUUGUUUGCCACUGCCCCAGAGAUGAUACUGGCUUAUCACCUGCCCUCUGCUUAGUUCUUGGUAUUAUCUCCUAGUGAGGGUAUGCCCAAGCUUACCUUUGUCUUUGUUUUCCUGUAGAGUGCUUAAUUAUGAGUCAAACUACAUGCAGGUGGUCUAUCCGAAUGAGUUAGCAUCAGAAUGACCUGUUAAAAAGAGUUCUAAUAUGUUGCCCAGCUGGACAUUGAAAAAUGCCUGUUAGAGUUGUUGAUCAUUUUGACUUUGGUAUAAUUAAUAGUGACCUUUUCUCACUGCCAGUAUUUGGUUCAGGUUGGGUGCCUUCUGAGCACCCUUCUGGAAUGCUGUACAGUUGUGAGUGAUUCAUUCUGUUAACAAAUCUUUAUUAAGUGCCUAAUCUGUGCUGUGCCCUGAGGAUACGCAGAUAAAAGAAACUGUCCUCCCAUUAGGUGGAGGCAUUGAAACCCAAGUGGAGGAAGACAGGGAGACAGAACUGACAGUUCUGCAAGUAUCAUGAGCAGCCAUUGUCUGACUUUGCAUUCAUUUCUGGUCUUACUGGCUAGAAUCUCCUAAUAAACUACCAAGUAAUCCUUUUAACUGAAUAAGCUACCUAUCCAAGGAUUAGAAUUUGUAUCUGAGUGUUUUUCUCUCAUACUAACUUUGAGAACUUUUUGAGGGUUAGUGAGGUAAGCACCAGAGCAAGAUACUCAGGUUCUUUUCCAGCAAUCUGUACCAAACCAGGAAUAAGGACUGACAGGCUCCCAGCUGUCUGUCACCAGAGCAGAUAUUUAUGGGUUUAUGAUCAGAGGUUCUUUUGGUCCCAAAAAGUAACUGGAAAAGAAUGUGGCAACUUCCUGGGACCAUGGAAAGCUGCUUGGGUGUCAGGGAUAUGCUAUGCCAGGUAUAUGCUAGAAGAAAUACUAUUAAAUGUCAGUAAACUUAAAAGGAAAAUGGUCAAGUUUAAUCUAAGAUGUCCAUUUUGCAGAUGGAAAGAAGCAGGGAAUUUAAAAAUGCAAGCAAAGCUCCCAUUACAAAUCCUACUAACUGUCUCAUAAACUGGAUGAAGUUAGGCGAUAAAGUUGAACCAAAUUCUUCACUCAGUUUGGGAUGACUUUCUCUGGAGCCUUUAUUAAGGUCUCUUAGCUGCCAGACUGUUUUAGGGACUAAUGAAACUAUUGUCAUUAUCCCUUGCUCUUUUUAUGUUUCCUCUAAGUUGCUUUCUCAGUAAGGACAGCUUUUAAUUUUUUAAAAAAUUAUUUCCCUUUUUAAUCCCCAGAACCCUAUAGCAAAAACUCCAUAAUUAUUUGUUAAAGUUUCUAGUAGAGGGUACACUAAGUGGGGUCUAUAGAUACUGAAGCUCUUGUGAAAUUCUGCUGGCCUGAGUUCAUGAUUUAAGGGAAUGCUGGUGAUAGCUUGUAGAAGAAACUGAGAUUGUAUGGAAUAAAAUGUGGAAGCCAUUGAUUUUAGAGCCUCUUUUUUAUUGUUCUGUGAAUAAAAUCUCAUUUGUAAGCCCUCAAAUGUGGGCCUUGACUUUUAGAAUUGAGAGCUAGAAGUAAAAACAAAUUCACAGCAGUGUACUAACACAUUUUUGUUAAUUCCUAAGAUAUUUUGCUUUAGACCUAUUAACAUAUUUAGAGUUAUGUUCCUUAGUUCUGAGGCAAAUUUGCUCUGUGAAUAGCACUACACUAGGAAGAAAUCCUAAAAGAGACAUUAACAUGUAAUUUGUGUAAAGUUCUUUUUAUAUUUCACAAGUUAUGAAUUUUCUAUAGUCCUUUUAAGUGUUAAAUGGAUUUAUAAAAAGCUUUUGGUGGUUAGCAAAAUGGGUGGUUUUUGCCUAAUGUGAAAUCUGAGAUUGAUAAGUUUUAUAUAAGGAGUGUUUUUUUAAAUCUUGAGAUUUUUUAUGUAAAAAAAUUGUUUCAGUUAUUUUUGAUAUCUAAACCAAAAUAGCAUUAGAAAGGAGCUAUUUUAAAAGUUUAAUUUCUUAUCAUAAUCUUUUAAGAGGGAGUGACACCAGUGACUUACGUUUCGUUUCUAUAUAGAAUUAUAUCAGCUAUAGAGUAUAUUGUAUACUUGUAAUACCCAUAACUAUUAACACUUAAAUAAUACAGUAAUACAGAGGCCUAUUGGGAAAAAAAAAAAAAAAAAAACUAAAUCAUUCCUUUUUCCCCUAUUGCUUCUGAAGCAUUUUUUAUUUUCUUUAACUGUAUAAAUUUUUGAUAACUGAUUUGGGUGUGCUGUGUGAGUAUCUGUGUGUACAUACACAUAUGUGCUUACGUGUCUGUUGAGUGUUAGGGAAGGCUUGUUGUAGAGAUGGUGUAGCUCAUUAUAAACUUUAGUUUGUUCUCAUUUGAUUUAUUUCAAUGAAAGAUUUGAGAAUUUGAUCCUCGUAAGUCUCUUGCAUGUUCUCCAUUUGCCCAGGUUGACCAAGAGGGCUAACUUUUUUCCCUGCAGAAAGAAAGUGAAAGUUGAUAUUUGAUUGGGUAGUUAAUUCAUGCCUACAUGAAAAAUUACAGGCCAGAUGUGGUGGCUCAUGCCUGUAAUCCCAACACUUUGGGAGGCCAAGGCGGAUGAAUCACUUGAGUCCAGGAGUUCAAGACCAGCCUAGGCAACAUGGUGAAACCCUGUCCCUACAAAAAAUACAAAAAAUUAGCUGGGCUACUCGGGAGGCUGAGGUAGGAGAAUCACCUGAGCCCAGGAGGUCAAGGCUGCAGUGAGCCAAGAUCACGCCACUGCACUCUAGCCUGGACAACUGGAGUGAGACCCUAUUUCAAAAAAAACAACAAAAAAGAAAAACUAAGUAUAAUUGAGUGUUAUAUUGAUUACAUUAAUCAAGCCAUUUGCUUCUUUAUACAUUAAAUUCUUAUUUAAAUAAUAUUUCAAAGCCAUUUGGCUUCCUUCUUUUAAUAGGGGUACUAAGACCUCCUAGUGCAGAUAAACUUUUAAAGGUUUUUUUUGUUUGUUUGUUUUGUUUUGUUUUGUUUUGUUUUUUGAGAGAGAGAGAGUCUUGCUCUGUUGCCCAGGUUGGAGUGCAAUGGCACAAUCUCAGCUCACUACAACCUCCGCCUCCCAACUUCAAGCAAUUCUUCUUCCUCAGCCUCCUGAGCAGCUGGGAUUCCAGGCAUCUGCCACCAAGCCCGGCUAAUUUUUAAAUUUUUAGUAGAGUCAUGGUUUCACAUGUUGGUCAGGCUGGUCUUGAACUCCUGACCUCAGGUGAUCUGUCCUCCUCAGCCUCCCAAAGUGCUGGGAUUACAAGCGUGAGCCACUGCACCCGGCCAACUUUUAAAGUUUUAAUUUAGGUGAUUAUAUUUUUCUGUUUUAAUGCUAGGGUUUCUUUUAUUGCUUAUAACAAUCUCAUGAAUAUAUGUUUUCUAGCAGUCACCAAGCUACCCACAUUUACCCUGGCUAACAAAUGGGAACAAAGAGCAAGAUUUGAAUCCAGGUCUCUUGGGCAUCGGAGUUGUGCUCUUUCUAGUAUCAUUUGCCACCUCUUCAUAUAAUUUUUUUUUUGGGGGAGAUGGAGUUUUGCUCUUGUUACCCAGGCCAGGGUGCAGUGGGGCGAUCUUGGCUCGCUGAAACCUCCGCCUCUCAGGUUCAAGCUAUGCUCGUGCUUCAGCCUCCCAAGUAGCUGGGAUUACAGGUGCUCGCCACCACACCUGGCUAAUUUUUUGUAUUUUUACUAGAGACCGGGUUUCAUCAUGUUGGCCAGGCUGGUCUCGAGCUCCUGACCUCAGGUGAUCCACCUGCCUUGGCCUCCCAAAGUGCUGGGAUUACAGACAUGAGCCACUGCGUCUGGCCAAUAAUUUUGACUUAAAUACAUCUAAAAGAAUAAAUAAAAUUAAAUGCCACAUAUUUAUCAUUAGUCAUUUAUUCCAGGAUUACUCUAUGUGCGUGGUGCUACAUGCUAGUUCAAAAUUCAACGAAUUGGUCUAGUCAUCUUCAGUAAAGACUAAGACAGACUUUUCUCCUCAAUGAUUCUUUUUUUCUUUUUUAAAUUCAGAUUCAGCAAACAUCUUUGGGGGCUUACUUUGUGCCAGACCCUAAACCAGGUGUUCCUAAUACGUUACACUGUGAGGUGGUUUUUAUUAUUAAGAUUUUACCAAUGAGGCAUGAAUGUUAGAGAGGUAAUAAUAUAAGCAAUCAUUUAAAAACAUACUUGAACUUAGAAUGUAGUAUAGCAUGAAUAGUUACAAUAGGCUACAAUCAUAUCUACCUUCACUAUCCUAUUUCUGUUGAAAGGCAGUUUAGGCAGUAAAAUAAACAAAGGUUGAGAUCUGGUUUCUUUAUUUUAACAGCUUUAUGGAGAUAAAAUUUACAUACCAUACAAUUUACUCAUUUGAAGUAUAUAAUUCAGUGUUUUUUAGUGUAAUCACAGAAUUGUCCAACAACCAUGUCUUCUGAUUUUUGAACUGUUACUGAUUUUUUUUCAUUACUACUAACCAUACAUUUGAAUAAGAAAACAGGAUCAUAAUUCUAAAAGGGUUAUAUUCAACCCUGUUGUUUUCAGAUUUAGUUUUGUUCAACCAAAGUCCAAUAACUUUCCCUUUUCAGUUCUACUACAAAAAGCUUCCUUGACUUCCAUGAGAAAUGUUUGCUUACAGGAAUGUUAAGCUGAUUUUCAUGUGUGCCAUUGACAAGGAGAAGCUUUGGAAUGUGAAAUCCACUUCCGCAUAAUGUAAUUAUUUAAGUCUUUUGCAAUAGAUGUACUAUAAAAGAGAAAUCAAAGAAUAUAUGCGAUUAAUACUUACUAAAUAUAUGUUUUUCAAGUUAAAAAACAAAAAUCCCUUGAUAACCAUUUAUAGCCAUUCUGAGUCCUGAUUCACUAAGGAGAUCAAACCUCAAGAUAUGGAUAGGAUGCAGAGAAACCAGGUGCUGAUCCCUUCUCUCAUUGGCUUAAGUUCACAUUAGAAAGAAUCGUAUUGUUAUGAUGGCCAUACUUCCCAAAGCAAUAUGUAGAUACAGUGCUAUUCCUAUCAAACUACCAGUGUCAUUUUUCACAGAAUUAGAAAAAAACGAUUCUAAAAUUCAUAUGGAACCCAAAAAAAGCCAAAUCACCAAAGCAAUCCUAAACACAAAGAAUAAAGCUGGAGAUAUCACAUUAUGUGACUUCAAACUAUACUACAAGACUACAGUAACCAAAACAGCAUGGUACUGAUACAAAAGCAGACACACAGACCACUGGAACAGGACAGAGUCCACAAAAUUACACACAUACAACCACCUGAUCUUUGUGACAAAGUCGACAGUAACAAACAAUGGGGAAUGGACUCCCUAUUCAAUAAAUGGUGCUGGAAUAACUGGCUAGCCUUAUGCAGAAGAUUGAAACUGGACCCCGUCCUUUCACCAUAUACAAAAACUAACUCACGAUGGAUUAAAGGACUUAAAGGUAAGACCUAAAACAAUAAAAACUCUGAAGAAAACCUAAAAAAUACUAUUCUGGAUGUUGGCCUUGGCAAAGAAUUUAUGACUAAGUCCCCAAAGGCAAUUGCAACAAAAACAAAAAUUGACAAGUGGGACCUAAUUAAACUAAAGAGCUUCUGCACAGCAAAUUAAACUGUCAACAGUAAACAGACAGCAUACAGAAUGGGAGAAAAUAUUUGCAAACUAUGCAUCUGACAAAGGUCUAAUAUCUAGAAUCUAUAAGGAACUUAAAUCAGCAAGCAAAAAACAAUCCCAUUAAGAAAUGGGCAAAGGACAUGAACAAACACUUCUCAAAAGAAGACAUACAUGCAGCCAACAAAUAUAUGAAAAAAUGCUCAGCAUCACUAAUCAUUAGAGAAAUGCAAAUCAAAAAGUCAGUGAGAUACCCUCUCACACCAGAAUGGCUAUUAUUAAAAAGUCAAAAAACACCAGAUGCUGGCAAGGUUGCAGAGAAAAGAAAACACUUACGCACUGCUGGUGGGGAUGUAAAUUAGUUCAGCCACUGUGGAAAGCAGUGUGUAGACUUCUCAAAAAAGUUAAAACAGAACUAUAAUUCAACCCAGCAAUCUCUAUUGUGUAUAUACCCAAAGGAAAACAAAUCAUUCUACAAAAAAGAUGUGUACUUGUAUGUUCAUUGCAGCACUAUUCACAAUAGCAAAGACAUGUAAUCAACCAAGAUGCCCGUUGACAGUGGACUGGAUUUUUUUUUUAAUAUGGUACAUAUACACCAUGGAAUACUAUGCAACCAUAGAAAAGAAUAUAUCAUGUUUUUUGCAGCAACAUGGAUGCAGCUGCAGGCCAUUAUCCUAGGCAUAGUAAUACAGAAACAUAAAACCAAAUACCACAUGUUCUCACUUAUAAGUGGGAGCUAAACACUGAAUACACAUGGAUACAAAGAAGGGAACAAUAGACACAGGGGCCUGCUUAAUAGGGGAGAGAAAGGAGGGGAGUUGGGUUGGAAGGCUCCCUAUUAGGUACUAUACUCAUUACCUUGAUUGGGGGUCCCCAACCCCUGGGCCACGGACUGCUGCUGAUUCAUGGCCUGUUAGGAACCGGGUCGCACAGCACCAGGUGAGCAGUGGGAGAGUGAGCAAAGCUUCAUCUGUAUUUACAGCCACUCCCCAUUGUUGACAUUACUGCCUUAGCUCUGCCUCUUGUCAGAUCAGCAGCAGCAUUAGAUUCUCGUAGGAGUGUGAACCCUAUUGUGAACUGUGAAUUCAAGGGAUCUAGGUUCUGCUAUCCUUGUGAGAAUCUAAUGUCCGAUGAUUUGUCACUGUCUUCCAUCACUCCCAGAUGGGACCGUCUAGUUGCAGGAAAAGCUCAGGGAUCGCGCUGAUUCCACAUUAUGGAGUCCCCGGGCCCCAGGCUGCAGACUGGUACCUGUCGAGAGCUGUUAGGAACUGGGCUUCACGGCAGUAGGAAUGUUUACCCUUGCGGAAGUUGCAUCACUUAAUGACAUUCAGCCAACUUACCGAAUCCUGAAACCAUGGUGGGAUGUGUUUAUGGAUUACCUAGCUGUUGUUAUGUUAAUGGUAGCCAUCUUUGCAGGAACCAUGCAACUUACCAAAGAUCAGGUGGUCUGUUUGCCAGUAUUGCCAUCUCCUGUAAAUUCAAAGGCACAUACACCACCAGGAAAUGCCGAGGUCACCACCAACAUCCCAAAGAUGGAAGCAGCCACCAACCAAGACCAAGAUGGGCGGACAACAAACGACAUUUCCUUUGGGACAUCUGCUGUGACACCUGACAUACCUCUCAGAGCCACAUAUCCUCGCACAGAUUUCGCACUUCCAAAUCAGGAGGCAAAGAAAGAGAAGAAAGAUCCAACAGGUCGAAAAACAAACUUGGAUUUUCAGCAAUAUGUAUUUAUUAAUCAAAUGUGUUACCAUCUGGCCCUUCCGUGGUAUUCUAAGUACUUUCCAUACCUAGCUCUUAUACAUACUAUUAUUCUCAUGGUCAGUAGCAACUUUUGGUUCAAAUAUCCCAAAACAUGCUCAAAAGUAGAACAUUUUGUUUCAAUAUUAGGAAAGUGCUUUGAAUCCCCUUGGACGACAAAAGCGUUGUCUGAGACAGCAUGCGAAGACUCAGAGGAAAACAAGCAGAGAAUAACAGGUGCCCAGACUCUACCAAAGCAUGUUUCUACCAGCAGUGAUGAAGGGAGCCCCAGUGCCAGUACACCAAUGAUCAAUAAAACUGGCUUUAAAUUUUCAGCUGAGAAGCCUGUGAUUGAAGUUCCCAGCAUGACAAUCCUGGAUAAAAAGGAUGGAGAGCAGGCCAAAGCCCUGUUUGAGAAAGUGAGGAAGUUCCGUGCCCAUGUGGAAGAUAGUGACUUGAUCUAUAAACUCUAUGUGGUCCAAACAGUUAUCAAAACAGCCAAGUUCAUUUUUAUUCUCUGCUAUACAGCGAACUUUGUCAACGCAAUCAGCUUUGAACACGUCUGCAAGCCCAAAGUUGAGCAUCUGAUUGGUUAUGAGGUAUUUGAGUGCACCCACAAUAUGGCUUACAUGUUGAAAAAGCUUCUCAUCAGUUACAUAUCCAUUAUUUGUGUUUAUGGCUUUAUCUGCCUCUACACUCUCUUCUGGUUAUUCAGGAUACCUUUGAAGGAAUAUUCUUUCGAAAAAGUCAGAGAAGAGAGCAGUUUUAGUGACAUUCCAGAUGUCAAAAACGAUUUUGCGUUCCUUCUUCACAUGGUAGACCAGUAUGACCAGCUAUAUUCCAAGCGUUUUGGUGUGUUCUUGUCAGAAGUUAGUGAAAAUAAACUUAGGGAAAUUAGUUUGAACCAUGAGUGGACAUUUGAAAAACUCAGGCAGCACAUUUCACGCAACGCCCAGGACAAGCAGGAGUUGCAUCUGUUCAUGCUGUCGGGGGUGCCCGAUGCUGUCUUUGACCUCACAGACCUGGAUGUGCUAAAGCUUGAACUAAUUCCAGAAGCUAAAAUUCCUGCUAAGAUUUCUCAAAUGACUAACCUCCAAGAGCUCCACCUCUGCCACUGCCCUGCAAAAGUUGAACAGACUGCUUUUAGCUUUCUUCGCGAUCACUUGAGAUGCCUUCACGUGAAGUUCACUGAUGUGGCUGAAAUUCCUGCCUGGGUGUAUUUGCUCAAAAACCUUCGAGAGUUGUACUUAAUAGGCAAUUUGAACUCUGAAAACAAUAAGAUGAUAGGACUUGAAUCUCUCCGAGAGUUGCGGCACCUUAAGAUUCUCCACGUGAAGAGCAAUUUGACCAAAGUUCCCUCCAACAUUACAGAUGUGGCUCCACAUCUUACAAAGUUAGUCAUUCAUAAUGACGGCACUAAACUCUUGGUACUGAACAGCCUUAAGAAAAUGAUGAAUGUCGCUGAGCUGGAACUCCAGAACUGUGAGCUAGAGAGAAUCCCACAUGCUAUUUUCAGCCUCUCUAAUUUACAGGAACUGGAUUUAAAGUCCAAUAACAUUCGCACAAUUGAGGAAAUCAUCAGUUUCCAGCAUUUAAAACGACUGACUUGUUUAAAAUUAUGGCAUAACAAAAUUGUUACUAUUCCUCCCUCUAUUACCCAUGUCAAAAACUUGGAGUCACUUUAUUUCUCUAACAACAAGCUCGAAUCCUUACCAGUGGCAGUAUUUAGUUUACAGAAACUCAGAUGCUUAGAUGUGAGCUACAACAACAUUUCAAUGAUUCCAAUAGAAAUAGGAUUGCUUCAGAACCUGCAGCAUUUGCAUAUCACUGGGAACAAAGUGGACAUUCUGCCAAAACAAUUGUUUAAAUGCAUAAAGUUGAGGACUUUGAAUCUGGGACAGAACUGCAUCACCUCACUCCCAGAGAAAGUUGGUCAGCUCUCCCAGCUCACUCAGCUGGAGCUGAAGGGGAACUGCUUGGACCGCCUGCCAGCCCAGCUGGGCCAGUGUCGGAUGCUCAAGAAAAGCGGGCUUGUUGUGGAAGAUCACCUUUUUGAUACCCUGCCACUCGAAGUCAAAGAGGCAUUGAAUCAAGACAUAAAUAUUCCCUUUGCAAAUGGGAUUUAAACUAAGAUAAUAUAUGCACAGUGAUGUGCAGGAACAACUUCCUAGAUUGCAAGUGCUCACGUACAAGUUAUUACAAGAUAAUGCAUUUUAGGAGUAGAUACAUCUUUUAAAAUAAAACAGAGAGGAUGCAUAGAAGGCUGAUAGAAGACAUAACUGAAUGUUCAAUGUUUGUAGGGUUUUAAGUCAUUCAUUUCCAAAUCAUUUUUUUUUUUCUUUUGGGGAAAGGGAAGGAAAAAUUAUAAUCACUAAUCUUGGUUCUUUUUAAAUUGUUUGUAACUUGGAUGCUGCCGCUACUGAAUGUUUACAAAUUGCUUGCCUGCUAAAGUAAAUGAUUAAAUUGACAUUUUCUUACUAUAUCACCUUUUUUGAGGGGUCUUAAUUUACUUUGCUUAAUUGGUGCAAUAUUGCUUUAACUCCGUUCACUAAAGACAAACACAUCAAGUCCAAACUUGUAAAUUUAGAUUUGCUGAAAUACUGAUUUAUUUCCUGUUUUAAUUUAAAGUGCCUCAAGUAAGCACCUCUCACAACAGUUGACUGGUACUGCUGCUCCUGAGCACCUCGUGUCAUAGAUUUUAUACUCUUACAGACUUGGAAUGCAGUAGAGGUAUGUGGAUUUUUAGGGGUUUUGUUUUUUUAAGAAUAAGUAACAAGAAAUAACACAUUUCUUAAUAAUAGCUUUUUUGACAUAGUUUGGAGUUCUGAUUAUAUGGUACAUUUUUCUACCAGUAAUAUAGGGUUGCCAAUAAAUAGAAAAUGUUUUCUAAAAAUAAAUUUUAUUACAACAAAAUAAAAAUUUUAAUGACUUAUUAACACAACCUCCAGUAUCACCACCAUUUGGAAGAUAACACAGAAUCACAAGUAUCAUUUAAUUUCUUGCCCUUUUCAGUGUUGUUCUGGUGUUGGUGGGAAAAUAAUAGGAAAUGUAGUUCAUUGGGUAGGGAAACUCUUACCUUUCCCUAUCUUAAU
Messenger RNA from Homo sapiens (human), 17415 nucleotides. RefSeq names its product leucine rich repeat containing 8 VRAC subunit D (gene LRRC8D). The coding region runs from base 13873 to 16449 and encodes 858 amino acids. The record is from RefSeq and is a predicted model, not a curated record. Gene Ontology annotation, biological process: monoatomic anion transmembrane transport; intracellular glucose homeostasis. The transcript has 3 exons. Gene Ontology annotation, molecular function: volume-sensitive anion channel activity. Lineage: Eukaryota; Metazoa; Chordata; Mammalia; Primates; Hominidae. Gene Ontology annotation, cellular component: plasma membrane; endoplasmic reticulum membrane.